Molecule: messenger RNA, 627 nt
Organism: Prorocentrum cordatum
Lineage: Eukaryota; Dinophyceae; Prorocentrales; Prorocentraceae
Source: the annotation of a GenBank genome assembly
GCCGCGGCGCCAGGCGGCGCCCGGGCAGCUCGCCGAGCUCUCCCGGGAGGUCGGCAGCCUGCGCGAACGCCUGGAGGCGCUGAGCGCGCAGCCGCCCGCCGCGGCGCCCGCCGAGGCGGCGCCCGGGCAGCUCGCCGAGCUCUCCCGGGAGGUCGGCAGCCUGCGCGAACGCCUGGAGGCGCUGAGCGCGCAGCCGCCCGCCGCGGCGCCCGCCGAGACGGACCGGCUUCUGGCGGCGUUGGCCGAGCGCGUGGACGAGCUGUGCCGCGGGGACGCCGCGAGGGCCGCGGAGCUCAGAGGCGCGGUUGACGACGCAGGCCGCCAGCUCACGGAGGGGCAGGAGCGCCUGCGGGAGUGCCAGGCCGAGCUGUCCGCACUGCGCGACGGGCUCCCGGAGGAGUGCCGGCGGGCGUGCCGAUCCGAGCUCUCCACGGCGCGUGCGGGGCUCGCGGAGGAGUGCCUGCAGUCGUGCCGCUCCGAGCUGUCCGAGGCGCGCGGGCGCAUCUCAGAGGAGUGCCUGCGCGAGUGCCGCUCCGAGCUCUCCGCGAUGCGCGAGCGGAUGUCGGAGUCGCUGACGGCGGAGCUCCGUGGCAUGGCGCAUCCGCAGCUGGGCUCCCGUGCCCCAGG